Messenger RNA from Peniophora sp. CBMAI 1063, 672 nucleotides. NCBI's taxonomy places the organism in Eukaryota, Fungi, Basidiomycota, Agaricomycetes, Russulales, Peniophoraceae. The record is from the annotation of a GenBank genome assembly.
AUGAAGACUGGGUUCAUCGCCCUCCCGGCCGUUCUUGCGCCUUUGGUAGCAGCUCAAGCGGCCUCCAUAGCGGCGGGACAGACAGCGCAUGUACGGUCCGAGAUCAAUUCCACUCUUUGCAUGGGCACCGUCGACGCAGCAGCAUCGAGUGCAUCACUCUCGCUAUCUACCUGUGGCGACGGCAAUCCGACGGAUCUCACCGCUCUCACUGUGACAAAGGGUAGCGGCGCGAGCUCACAGCUCUUGUUGUCGGGAUCAAGCCAGCUGUGCGUUACAAGUCAGAACGCCAGUCCCUCCUCGGAUGUCACUGUAGUCGCCUGCGCGGACGAUUCUUCACAGCUCUGGACCAUCAACUCGAAUGGGACCGUGUCAAGUAGCGGGAAUUGCUUGACAGUAGGAAAGGCCGCACUGGGUGCACCCGUUACCUUCACUGGGUGCAGCACAUCCUUGGAGCGGCAACAGGUCUUCAAUGUCACUGCCGCCGACGGCUCGUCGUCUUCCGCUUCAUUUUCUUCUUCGUCAUCUUCCUUCACUACUACCAGUACUUCGCCAACAGCCACGGCUCCCUUUGCUUCGGCAACCUCUUCAAGCGGUGCCGAAGCGCUUGUCAGUCGGCAUCAUGACCUCGCGGCCGCCAUCCUCACAUUGUUGUCCUUGCACAGACUCUGGUAG